This is a messenger RNA of Rhizoctonia solani, 603 nucleotides long. Its product is annotated as ribosomal protein L13. Gene Ontology annotation, molecular function: structural constituent of ribosome; mRNA binding. Lineage: Eukaryota; Fungi; Basidiomycota; Agaricomycetes; Cantharellales; Ceratobasidiaceae. The coding region runs from base 1 to 603 and encodes 200 amino acids. The transcript has 4 exons. Gene Ontology annotation, biological process: negative regulation of translation; translation. Gene Ontology annotation, cellular component: ribosome; cytosolic large ribosomal subunit. The record is from RefSeq and is a predicted model, not a curated record.
AUGUCGACCUUUUCCUCUCAGCCGAUCGUGAUUGACGGCAAGGGCCACCUGCUGGGUCGCCUGGCGUCGAUCAUCGCAAAGCAGAUCCUCAACGGACAAAAGAUUGUUGUCGUCCGAUGCGAAGAGGUCAACAUCAGCGGCAGCUUCUUCCGCAACAAGCUCCGGUACCACAACUUCCUGCACAAGCGCCACAUUGUGAACCCGAAAAAGUCGGGACCGUUCCACCACCGUGCUCCCUCGCGCGUGCUCUUCAAGGCGAUCCGCGGCAUGCUCCCCCACAAGACUGCGCGUGGAGCUGCUGCCAUCGAGCGUCUGAAGAUGUUCGAGGGUGUUCCUCCCCCCUACGACCGCAAGAAGAAGAUGGUCGUUCCCGAGGCCCUCCGUGUCUUGAGGCUCAAGCCGGGCCGCAAGUACUGCACCGUCAAGCGUUUGUCGCACGAGGUCGGCUGGGGAUACAAGGAUGUUGUCGAUCGUCUGGAGGAGAAGCGAAAGGUCAAGGCAAAGGCUUUCCACGAGCGCAAGAUUGCCGCCCUCAAGCUCCGCCAAAAGGCAGUCCAGGAUCAGGCUCCGUCCUACGAGAAGCUCACAGCGCUCGGUCACUAG